This is a messenger RNA of Caenorhabditis remanei, 2517 nucleotides long. RefSeq lists its product as uncharacterized. Gene Ontology annotation, molecular function: chitin binding. Gene Ontology annotation, biological process: carbohydrate metabolic process. The transcript has 12 exons. The record is from RefSeq and is a predicted model, not a curated record. Bases 1 to 2517 code for a protein of 838 amino acids. Lineage: Eukaryota; Metazoa; Nematoda; Chromadorea; Rhabditida; Rhabditidae.
AUGACUUUCCGAGCGAUAAACAAUAAGUAUAAUCCGUUAUUUUCUGCUCCAGCAUUGUUAAAUCGAAACACCUGGAGUAAAAAGUUCAGAGACAUCUGUUGUGUUAUUGUUACACUGAUUCUGAUCUCAAUUAUAUGUGUUCCAAUUGCAUAUGUCCUUUCCACAGUAUUCAUGUUAUUUUAUGACACUGAAGGAAAAAUUAUUGAUUCACUGACAACUACCGUACCUCCUGUAACAACACCUUCUACUACACAGAUACCUAUCACAACUACAAAAAACCCAAAUAUUCCUGCUGCUUCAUGUGGAAAACGUGUCAUUGGUUACUAUACAGAAUGGGAAAAAGCCGAAGUUUCAGAAAAGCAGCUGAAAAAACUGACUCAUGUUAUUUAUCUUUUCGUUAAUGUUCAAGAAGACGGAACAAUCAAAUUUGACAGUGAUCGUGCGGAAAACAGAUUCUUGGACAUGAAAAAUAAGGCGAUGACGUUGAAUUCUGGUCUGAAAAUGAUGAUUGGAGUUGGUGGACAUGCCAACUCGGUGGUGUUCUCGCCAUUGAUGAAGGAUGUUGGGAAGAGAAAAAUUCUUAUCGACUCAAUUGCAUCAUUUAUCGAUGAAAAUGAUCUAGAUGGUGUUGAUAUUUUCUGGGUGUGGUCUAACAGUGCUGACAAACUGCACCACUCGAAAUUCAUUAGAGAACUUCGGAAAAGAUUGAAUGACUUGAAGUCUGCGAAGAGAAGAAAUGAGGAAUAUCUGAUCAGUGUGAUCGUUCCUCCUUCGGUUUCUCACUUGGACAGUGGAUAUUAUCUGAAUGAGAUAGUAAAACACGUGGAUUUCUUGAAUGUUCUCACCUAUGACUACUAUUUCAAUGGAAAUCGAGUGGGGCCUCACUCACCAAUUUAUGAAGGAUCACAUGGAAAUAUUGAUGAAACUAUGAAGUAUUUGGCAUGCAAAACCAAAAAACCAAAUAAAUUGAAUAUGGCUGUACCGUUUUAUGGAACAUUCUGGAUAAAUGCAUCUCUGCCACUUCACGAUGAUUCUGAUGACAUUUGGAAGGAGAAAGGUGACGCGAGAGGACCAUACGCAGUGAGAUGGAACCAACUUGACAGUGAGAAAUGGGAUAAAAGUUCAGCGAGAUUUCAUGAGAAAUCAAAAACUUCCUAUAUCUGGAUUCCAGAGACUAAACAUUUUCUAACUUUCGAGAAUGAAAAAAGUCUUGGAGAGAAGACGAAAUAUGUGAAAGAGAAGGAUUUGGGAGGCAUGUUGAUAUGGGCAAUUGAUCAGGACGAUGAAGAGAACACUCUUCUCAACGUUGUUUCUUCAGCAGAUGCUUGCUCGGAAACAGAGAAGAAAAGUUUGGAAUAUAAUUUGGCAUUUGUCGCCUGUACAUCAUCCACGACGUAUAGAAAAUGUGGCACCGAUAUAAAUAAUCUCUGGCUUGAUAUUGUUUUGGUUAUCGACAACACAAGGAUCAUGCAGAUGGAUGGAGUUUACGACACAAUUCAGGCUAUGUUCGGACAAUCAGUUCGAAUCGGAGCAGGACAUCCAGAUCCCAGAAGUACCAGAGUGGCCAUUGUGACUUAUAAUGAAGUGGCAACAGUGGAGGCGGGGUUUGACGAGUUCAAAUCUUUGGCAGCGUUGAAUCAAGAGUUGGACAAGUUGAAUGCAACACAAAAAUCGGAUUCGUUCGACGCGUUCAUGGAUUUAGGUCUAUCAGCUGCUAACAAUUUGAUCACUGCCGCCAAUCGAGCAAAUGACAGAAAACAGUACAAAAAGUUAAUCGUUCUCUUCACUUCCAAUUAUUCGUUUAAAAACCAACGUCCCGACGUCUUGGCCCUAUCAAUUCGCCAAUCUGGAAUCGAUAUUUCUACAGUAUACACAGGUGCUGGGACCACAGGGAAUACUGCAUUUCAAUUGAAGUUUGUCGGAAAUUAUAACAUGAAUUUCCACAUGCAAGAUGCUGCACCAAUUGUACAGGAACUGCAAGGAGCUACUGCAAUGGCAAACUGUUUCUGUCGUGAUGGUUGGAGUCAAUAUGAGUGGCCAAUCAAUUCUGGAAAUCUUUUUGGAAUCUGUGUGGGAAACUUGAAUAAGAAUGAAUAUCAAAUGAAUGCUCAGAAGUCCUGUCACACAGCUGCGAAGAAUGCAUAUUUGGUGUCGGAAUUUGAUGUCAACAGGAGAUCUUUCAAUUAUGACGUCAUAACCAAUAAGGGCGCCAAAACAGUAGCCUCUUACUACAACGGAUUGAUCAGUCAAAAUGGAAGUUGGUACUGGGAUCAACCGGAUGGGAAACCUCUUCUUCCGCUCGACCCAUCAUCUGGAUCCGUUUCUACCAAAUCUGGAUGCGUGGCUGACGUGAAAUAUUCCGAUGGAUCUGUGAGAAUCAUGUUUAGAACAUCACCUAAUCCAUGGGAUUUCAGAUUGCGUGGACACCAAUUAGUUGUGGAAAUCGACUACCGUAUCUUUGUGAGAUGCGAUCCUGUGAUACUGAUUUUUACUGCUUUUAAAUCUUCUGAACAAUAA